Messenger RNA from Camponotus floridanus (Florida carpenter ant), 1414 nucleotides. Its product is annotated as protein ALP1-like. The record is from RefSeq and is a predicted model, not a curated record. Bases 169 to 1260 code for a protein of 363 amino acids. NCBI's taxonomy places the organism in Eukaryota, Metazoa, Arthropoda, Insecta, Hymenoptera, Formicidae. The transcript has 2 exons.
UUGAGAUAUGCUGAGAUAACUAUAAAAAAAGUUAUUUCAUUGUUUUAUUUGUAUUUGCGUUACAAAAAAUUGGGAGAACGCAAAAAUGAUCGUAAAAUAUGGGUACGGCCUAUUUUUACCGAGAGAAGAAGACUUCUGCAAGGUGCCAGCGACAAUUUACUUGUGGAGAUGCGAUUGACAGAUCCGGAAAAAUACUUCAACUACCUUAGAAUGUCACCAACAACCUUCAAUGAAUUACUUAAUAUUGUUGGACCACUAAUUGAAAAACAAAAUGUAGUUCGAAAAUCAAUACCGGCCAGAACGAGAUUAGAAGUGACUGUACGAUGGUUGGCAUCUGGCGACAGCAUGACAUCGUUAUCAUAUGCUUAUCGUAUUGCUCAAUGUACGCUAUCACAAAUUAUUCCGGAAACUUGUCAAGCAAUUUGGCUUUCCUUAAAGGAAAAAGUUAUGAUUGAUCCAACUGAAGAAAAUUGGAGUAUGAUUGCAGGCGAUUUUGAGACAACAUGCCAAUUUACCAAUUGUAUAGGCGCUAUCGAUGGGAAGCAUGUCGUUAUUCAGGCACCGCCUCGUAGUGGUUCAUGCUAUUACAACUAUAAAGGAAAUCAUAGCAUAAACCUGCUCGCAAUAAGUGAUGUCAAGAACCGCUUCACUAUUGUUGAUAUUGGAGCUGAAGGAAGGCACAGCGACGGAGGUGUUUUUGAUAGUAGCGGAUUACCGCAUUUACUUGAGACGAAUGCUCUCCAUAUUCCUCCACCUAGGCGUCUAAAUAAUAUGGAUUUUGAUUUUCCGUACGUUUUAUUGGGAGAUGAGGCCUUUCCUCUAAGCACAUAUAUGAUGCGACCAUAUCCUCGGAGUCGACGGCUGAAUAUCAACAGAAAAAUUUUUAACUAUCGCCUGAGUCGAGCAAGAAGAACAGUUGAAUGUGCUUUCGGGAUUUUGGUUGCAAGAUGGAGAAUAUAUCGUCAACCUAUUGUUGCACGCACAUCUACUGCCGUAAAAGCUGUACAAGCAACGGUUAUUUUGCAUAAUUUUAUUAUUAAUAAAGAACUGGACUUACCAUUUCCAGAAAGAAGAUACUGUAAUAUACAAGAAGAAGAGCGCAUUCUCUUGGCUACAAGUAAUGGACUUACAGCUGUAAGUUACAGAAAUGCUUCGCAAAAAUCUGCAGCAGUGAAAAUUCGAGAUAACUUUGCACAUUAUUUCGAGCAUGUCAAUCCUCUAUCGUGGCAGUGGGACAAAGUUUUAACUAACAACUUUUGAGACAUCAUGUAAUUUUAACGCACUUGUCAAUAAUUUUGUAAAAGUAUUUUUUAAAAGUAUAUAAUUCGAAAGUUUUUUACGACACAACAUUCGUACGUAGUCUUUUUAUAUAUUUUCAAAGUUUAAUAAUACAGAGUACUUCGUACAACAAUAU